CAUCUACCUAAGCAACAAACCAAGAAUAUUAAACAACCCAGAAUAUGGCAAUCUUCACUCUGGCUACCGGGAAUCGUCUCAAGCCGCGUAUCUUUCAUUUACCAAACACCAUCAACCGGACCCUGCCAAGAACCCUCCCAUCCUUAGUUGCGGGGCGGCUCAUCCGAAAUAUCCACUCUCCCUCAGCGCAUACCACCACACCAUCCCUCCACCCCAAGGGCAACAAACAACCACUUCAUCACCCUACGAGAUCAUUCCAUGCAUAUCAAACAGCAAUAAACAUAGACCUCGGCCCACCCCCGCGAGAAUCCAAGCGUACCCCCUGGGUCCCCUUCACCUGCAACGACGCCGACGUGAUCGAGCGCAACAUGCGCAACGACGGGUUUCGCACGUGGGGCCUCGUGCUCUACCGAUGCACCUAUGCAAGUGACGCGGACUGGACCGAAUUCAUGUCCCGCUUUCGCCACCAAGUCCGGUCUGAACUCGAAUCCCACGACGGUUUGGACCUGCUGGACUCGUUCGCGCUCACCGUCGUCGACGACCGACGCUUCGACGGGGCCACCCCAGACACCGUCCGCACCCAUUUCAAUGAAUGGGCGGCCCGCGCAUGCGUCACCGAGCAAGGCGUCCCGUUCUCGCGGGCCCAAUGGUCCAGAACAGCUCGGUACGGACUGUUUAUCAUGGUGAAUGAGGAGGCAAUGCGGUCGGUUCUGGAUAUUCCCCCGGAGGAUCUCGAUGGGUAUAAUCAGACUGGGUUUGUGAUUCUGGUGAACGGGCGGCGGGAUGCGGAGCGGUGGGACGGAGAGGAUGCGGAGCCGCUCGAGGAUGAUUUCGAGCCUUUGUAUGGGUGUACAGAGGAGGAUGUAGGGUGGAUGAGGGUCAGGUACGGGGAAGCGCAGGUUACGGGGUCGGCGCGUAUGGAAUCUGGGUUCAACUGGGAAAGGGAGUAUCGGCGGCCUCCGGAGAUUGGGUUCCAGUGAUUUGGGAGGGAUAGAAGGAAGAUUAGACUCUCUCAAAAUCACCCAAGUGGACCAUCAAGAUAUAGUUGUUAUUCGGUAUCAUAUUGUCCGGCUAUGAUUAGGUGAUCAGCGUGACGCUUUUAGUUAAACUAGGUAGCUAGGAAUGGAGUAGACAUGGCACCAGG
Molecule: messenger RNA, 1144 nt
Organism: Aspergillus homomorphus CBS 101889
Lineage: Eukaryota; Fungi; Ascomycota; Eurotiomycetes; Eurotiales; Aspergillaceae
Exons: 1
Coding region: 45-980 (311 amino acids)
Source: RefSeq, a predicted model, not a curated record